Molecule: messenger RNA, 537 nt
Organism: Oncorhynchus masou masou (cherry salmon)
Lineage: Eukaryota; Metazoa; Chordata; Actinopteri; Salmoniformes; Salmonidae
Product: gamma-crystallin M3-like
Exons: 3
Coding region: 1-537 (178 amino acids)
Biological process (GO): visual perception; lens development in camera-type eye
Molecular function (GO): structural constituent of eye lens
Source: RefSeq, a predicted model, not a curated record
AUGACCAUGGGAAAGAUCAUCUUCUACGAGGACAGGAACUUCCAGGGCCGUUCCUAUGAGACCAGCUCAGACUGCCCUGAGUUGACCUCCUACCUGAGCAGGUGCAACUCCUGCAGGGUGGAGAGCGGCUGCUUCAUGGUGUACGACCGCUCCAACUUCCAGGGAAACCAGUACUUUGUGAGGAGAGGAGAGUAUGGUGACUACCAGCGUAUGGGCAUGUCUGACUGCAUUAGGUCCUGCCGUAACAUCCCCAUGCACAGUGGCCAGUUCAGGAUGAGGAUCUAUGAGAGGGAGAACUUCGGAGGCCAGAUGCACGAGAUGAUGGACGACUGUGAGAACAUGAUGGACCGUUACCGUAUGUCCGACUGCCAGUCCUGCAACGUGAUGGACGGCCACUGGCUCAUGUACGAGCAGCCCAACUACAGAGGCAGGCAGAUGUACCUGAAGCCUGGAGAGUACAGGAACCUCAGCAACAUGGGGGGAAGCAUGGGCAACAUGAGAUGGCAGUCUAUGAGGCGUAUCAUGGAUUCUUGUUAA